AUGUCCAUUGACCAGAAAGAACCGUCCAAGGAAAGCACACCUGCGGACUCCAAGGUGUCGACGCCUGACGAUGAGCACAGCCCAUCUGCACCGCAAGAGGCGCAACCCGCCAAGCGCAAAGGCGGGCGCAAACCUAUCUACGCGACCUCAGAGGAGAGGAAGCAGAGGAACCGUCAGGCCCAAGCUGCCUUUCGGGAACGACGGACAGAAUAUAUCAAACAGCUCGAGGAGACCAUCAGGGUCCAUGAGUCUAACCUGUCCAACCUGCAAGCCGCUCACCGCAGUGCUGCGGAUGAAUGCUUGAUGCUGCGGUAUAAGAACUCGCUGUUGGAACGAAUUCUCUUGGAGAAAGGCAUCGACGUCCAAGCGGAGCUUCAGGCCAAGACGGGUAGCCCAAACCUUGGUCCUACACACAUGCCACAGAAUAUGGUUCAACCGCCACCCAUCCAGAGAGCCAUCUUGAACAGACACCACCACUCGCGCAGAUCUGCUUCCAGCAUCGCGCCCAAGAUGGAGCCAGGUGCCGGUUCUAUGCCACCAUCAAUCCACGGCCUACAGACUGUAACAUCGCCGAAGUCGCGGCCGACGCCGCCCUCGCAUGCCAACUCUCCUACCAACCCCAACCCAGGAUUUGGAGCUUCGGCCGUUUCGCCGAACACCAGCGAAGCUCCUAACAUGAGACCAGGCGUUCCUCAACCGAUGAGGCACCUGCCUCCAAUGCAGGGACCCGUUGCCGCGGCGGCAGCGCGACAGCAGAUGAUGCAGCAUGGCCAGAGUGCUUAUUCCGUGAGUACAGAACAGGAGUACGAUGCUCCAAACGACAUGAUCGACGACGUGGAGCCCGAGACUCCUGGCCCCGGCCCGUAUCCGACCCAAUUCGCCGGAGGCCAGCAACCAAACAUGCCAAUGCAGCCGGGAACGACUGGUCCACCGGCUCAGCAUGCGAUGGCGGAGGAACAAGAGUCUGGCCAGACAUCAGGCCAAGGUUAUCCGUCCAUGACUCAACUACUAGAUCCGGCACUGGACUGGGAUCCUUUUGGCCUGAGUGCCUCGAUGGCUUUCCCGACGCAGUUCUCCUUCGACACGAGCAGUAUGCGAUGA
Molecule: messenger RNA, 1101 nt
Organism: Neoarthrinium moseri
Lineage: Eukaryota; Fungi; Ascomycota; Sordariomycetes; Amphisphaeriales; Apiosporaceae
Exons: 3
Coding region: 1-1101 (366 amino acids)
Cellular component (GO): RNA polymerase II transcription regulator complex
Molecular function (GO): transcription cis-regulatory region binding; DNA-binding transcription activator activity, RNA polymerase II-specific
Source: RefSeq, a predicted model, not a curated record